AUGCUGGUGGAGGAACAGUGGAUCGAUAUAGUGAUUUUGGAAGGGUAUUCGUUGGAAGUCCUUAUCAAAGAGGACAUGGAAUUGGUGCUUUCCUUGGGGGUCUUUUUCGGCGCAUUCUGCCCUAUCUGGGAAGCGCAGCCAGAGCUGUCGCUCACUGGCCGCGGAUCUGCCAAGACAUCCAAAACUCGGAAGAAUAAAAAGAAGAGACCCGUUGCAAACAAAAAAAGCAAGAAAGUGAAAAAAGUAACGAGACACAAAUCAAAGCAGAAGACUCGCCAUGGAGAAGAAUAUAUUGAUUUGGCACAUACCAUGAUCAAAGUUCGUGCCAGAAUUCUGAAACCCGAUGGCUCUGCUGUACUCGAGGACUCUGUUGGUCCUGUGAAUAAUUUUUUACAUUCAAUGUUUAACCAAGUGGAUGUAUAUUUCAACCAAAAAGUUGUGACGCCUCCGAAUAAUCUAUGCAAAGUCCUCACAUCUCGGAUGUCGCUUUGGGCUACGGAUAGCUAUGGUGCAAUGGAUUCUCCUGCUGUAGCGGUGGGUGAUGCGAGAAACAAAAAUGGGCUAGUCUCACGUCAGGCCUUUACUAAAGGUGGAAAAGCAUUUGAUUUACUGGGACAUUUACAUUGUGACGUGUUCAAUCAAGAUAAGUUUUUGAUGAAUGGCGUAGAGCUACGCGUUCGUCUUAUCCGUGCAAAGGACGACUUUUGCCUUAUGGACGAUAGUGCCCUGAAUUAUAAGCUGCGUAUAGUAGAAGCCUCCUUGAUUGUUCGUCGUGUCAAACUCAGCCCUGGAAUUUUGAUAGCUCAUGCUAAAACGCUUCUGCCUAAAAGAAUCAUACUGGGAUUUGUUGCAAAUGCCAGUUUCAACGGCUCGAGGAAGAAGAAUCCCUUCAACUUUCAAAAUUUUGGGAUAAACUUUUUAUGUCUGAAUGUCGAUGGACGUCAAGUACCUACAAAACCUCUGCAGCCAAGUUUCACCUCUGGCGUCUGCCUAGAUGUGGAAGCAUUCAACACACUAUUUGCUGAAAUUGAUUCCACAAGACAGGUUAUUGUCGACUACAGUGGAUGA
Messenger RNA from Diachasmimorpha longicaudata, 1068 nucleotides. RefSeq lists its product as uncharacterized. The transcript is spliced from 6 exons. Gene Ontology annotation, cellular component: cytosol. The coding region runs from base 1 to 1068 and encodes 355 amino acids. NCBI's taxonomy places the organism in Eukaryota, Metazoa, Arthropoda, Insecta, Hymenoptera, Braconidae. The record is from RefSeq and is a predicted model, not a curated record. Gene Ontology annotation, molecular function: ribonucleoside-diphosphate reductase activity, thioredoxin disulfide as acceptor. Gene Ontology annotation, biological process: deoxyribonucleotide biosynthetic process.